Messenger RNA from Manihot esculenta (cassava), 2512 nucleotides. RefSeq names its product rust resistance kinase Lr10. Gene Ontology annotation, molecular function: polysaccharide binding; protein kinase activity; ATP binding. Lineage: Eukaryota; Viridiplantae; Streptophyta; Magnoliopsida; Malpighiales; Euphorbiaceae. The transcript has 3 exons. The record is from RefSeq and is a predicted model, not a curated record. The coding region runs from base 87 to 2012 and encodes 641 amino acids. Gene Ontology annotation, biological process: protein phosphorylation.
CACUUGAACCCACUGAUGAGUUUAGACUUCCUCCACUCUACAGACUCCGCUAAAGCACAGUUUGCUGUCAGAAGAUAGCAGCUGAAAUGAAAACUCAUCUGAAUUUCUUAUCCUUAACUAUGAAAAAGCAAGAGUCACCGACGAUUUCCACUCUUCUUGUGCUUUCCCUCUUCAUCUUUCUAUCUACAAUUGAAGUUGAAGCAAGAGUUCUCCAACAAAUUUGCUCUUCCUCGUGUGGUGAUCUCACCAACAUCACUUACCCAUUUCGCCUAACCACCGAUCCAGUCAAGUGUGGAGAUCCAGACUAUCAAAUUUCUUGCCAGGACAACAAACCCAUUUUGGAAUUUCACUCAGGGAAGUAUUUCGUCAAGCAAAUUUCCUAUGACAGGCAUAUAAUCCGACUGGUUGAUAUUAACUUAGCCAAUGGUAGCUGCAACCUGCCGUACAAGUCAGUAUCAAUUAAUGAGGUAAAGUAUGAUAGUCGCUAUAGGGGAUUGGUAUCUAGUACGUUUGCCAGUUUCUUCAGAUGUUCAAGCGAGAUCAAUGAUCCAGCUUAUAGGAAAGUUCCUUGUUUGAGCGGAAAUGGUUCUCAUUUUUAUGUUAGUUAUGGCACAUAUAUAAUAUCUGAUCUUCAAGGUUACUGUUCCUUCACUUCGAGGGUUCCCACAAUUUACCAGGCUGUAUGGUACCCUUCUUAUGAAAGUAUCUUGGAAUUGAUGGCGUUAGGGUUUGAUCUUGAAUGGUCUGUUGAGUGCCGGGAUUGCAUUGCAGACGGUGGUUCCUGCAGUUUGAGCUCAUUGGGUACACCAAAUAUCUAUGAAUGCCACUUUUCAGGCAUACAUGUACCCCCUCUGGUUUCAAGUAUCAUUUAUGCUAUUUGGGAUAUUUUGUUAGGCAUAAAUCUGAUUGCGAGAUUCAUCCUUGCUCCAAUAGUUAUAGUUGGAUUCCUAAUUUACAGACACAGAACAGCAAAGAAGGCUGAAGAUAACAAGGAGAACUUUCUACCGAGUCAACGAUCCUUGAUGCCCAGAAGGUACUCUUACUCUGAUUUGAUUGCAAUUACAGACAAUUUCAAAGAUAAAUUAGGCCAAGGUGGCUUUGGGACAGUGUACAAAGGACAACUUCCUGAUGGCUUUUCAGUUGCUGUUAAAAUGCUCGGCAACUCCAAGUGCAGUGAUGUAGACUUCAUUAAUGAAGUCUUCACAAUUGGUAAAAUUCAUCAUGCUCAUGUAAUACAGUUGGUGGGAUUCUGUUGCGAUGGAUCUUAUCGUGCUCUUCUCUUUGAGUAUAUGGUUAAUAGGUCUCUUGAUAAGUACAUAUUUGCUGGAGAAACAGAACUUCAGCCAUUGAGUUGGGAGAGACUUCUUCGAAUUGCUGUAGGGACAGCACAAGGAAUUGAGCACCUACAUACAGGAUGUGAUGUGUGCAUUCUUCAUUUUGAUAUCAAGCCUCAUAAUGUCCUGCUUGACCAUAACUUCAUCCCUAAAGUUUCCGAUUUUGGUCUUGCAAAAUUUUACCCCAAAGAAUAUGAUUUUGUGUUGGUCAGUACUGCAAGAGGAACUAUGGGGUACAUUGCUCCUGAGUUGAUGUCAAACAACCUUGGAGCUGUUUCUUGCAAAUCAGAUGUCUAUAGUUUUGGAAUGUUAUUGUUGGAAAUGGCUCGAGGAAGAAGGAACACUGAUGCAAAGGGAAAUAGUUCAAGCAAAGUAUAUUUCCCAUCGUGGGUUUAUGACCGUCUAAACGGGGAAGGAGAUUUAGAGCUUGACAAUGUUAGUGAGACCGAGGCUGCAAUAGCAAAAAAAUUAUGUGUAGUCGGGUUAUGGUGCAUCCAAGAGAAUGCAUCUGAUCGGCCAUUGAUGGCCAAAGUUGUGGAAAUGUUAAGUAGUAGCAUUGAUGAUAUGCAACUGCCUCCUAGUCCUUUGUCUUUCCCUGAUCACAUUGCUGUGGAAGAGCCUCAAUCAGAUUCUUCGACAGAGUUGCUGAUAUCUGAAACAGUGGAGCACAGCGUGUAGAAUAACAGUUGUUAUCUACAGAAGAUAAUGAGAAGGGGAAGGGCAAAUAAUAAGUAACUGUUAAAUAAUUUUAAGCCACUGCAUAUAGAUGAAUUUCUAAUGUGUUUAUCUCUUCUUGUUAUUUGAUAACUUCCAAAAGGUCCAAAUCCUUUAGCUCCGCCAGGUCCUGUAUUUUUGCUGCUGAAAAAGCUCUCAGUAAAAGUUUCAGACAACUUGAAUGUCCUCAUCUUUACAUGCAACAGAUAAAUCUCUGUUUUUGCCAAUCUUUCAAAGCAAAAUAGAAUAUCGUGCUGAGAGUUUGCUUCUUGACAUGCAUAUCCAUUUUGUGUACUCGUGUCCUGUGUCUGUAUUUGCACACCAAAGCUCUUUUUACCAAGUGUUCAUGGAAUUGCCUCAACAGUUGGCUUCCAAGAACUGGGAUUAAGGUAGCCUUUUACUUGAGAAGAGAUUGUAAGAAACAGAAUUAGAAUAAAAAAUGGAUCAGACUGUUUUCUUUUUCA